This is a messenger RNA of Aphidius gifuensis, 1353 nucleotides long. RefSeq lists its product as uncharacterized. Lineage: Eukaryota; Metazoa; Arthropoda; Insecta; Hymenoptera; Braconidae. The transcript has 7 exons. Gene Ontology annotation, cellular component: cytosol; membrane. The record is from RefSeq and is a predicted model, not a curated record. Bases 139 to 1212 code for a protein of 357 amino acids.
CUCGACAAAUUUAUCCCAUUAUUCCACAAGUUGAAAUAUAUAUCUGUAAUUAUUUUAACAGUGGAGGAUGAGAUUUUCAUGGUGGGGAUAUAUUUAUUUACUCUAGAUAUCCAUUGAGCAAGUUGUUCAAACAUUUCAAUGAUGCAGCUACGACAGGAUCUUCUGUUACUCAUUGUGUUAAAUUUUUUUUUACAAAUUUCUAAAGCACAAAUCUCACCGUCUGAAGAUUUUCAAUAUUUAUAUUUUGAUAAACUUGCAGUGGCACUUUAUAAAAAUGUUCAAUUUAUGACAGCUCGAUUGGAACAAUUAAAUAUUGAUGCCAUUUUUGGCUUGGCAUUGACCGAAGCUAAUUUAAUGUCAAUUUUGUCACCGAAAAAUUCUGAUAUUUUAACAGAUGAUAUGGUUUAUGAUAUUCUAAAAAUUAUCGAAAUGUCUUCAGCCUCACGAAACGAUGAAAAAUCGAAAUUAAUUAUAAAUAAAAAUAAAAAUAAAAUGUCUGAGUUAGUUAAAGUUUUAACUGAGCCAGAAAUUUGGAUUAGAUCAAUUGAAUGGAAAAAAGGAUAUUUAAAAAUGAGACCAAUUAUAAAUGCAACAAUAAAUAAUAUUGAUGUUAAAAAAUUAAUGUUUUCUGGAACACCACAAGAAAAAGAAAGUGAUUAUUGUCUAAUUGAAUUAUCAAAUUUAAAAAGACAAAAUAAAUUUUGUAAAAUUUCAAAUAAUUGUAGUGAAAUGCUUGUUAGAAAUGAUCAUUCAAGAGGAUAUCCUCUGACACAUCGUCUUCUUUUUGUUCAAACUGCUCUUGCUUUAAACUGCAAAGAAAUAUCGAUGAUAAAUUUACCAACUUUAAUUACCAAUUACUGUGAAAAUAUAUUUGAAGAUUUAAUAUUAUUGGAGUCCUUAAAUUUUCCAUUGUCAUCAAAAGAUCUUGCAAUGGAACAGAUAUUUUUAUGUGGCAUGGAAGGAUAUUUAGAAAUAGCUAAUAUUCAUUAUGCCAAGUUGUUAUUAAGUUGGCCAAGCUCAAUUGGAUGUUACUCAUCAAAUGGAUUUGAUAAUGUUAAACAUCAACGAUAUUCACGAUCAACAAAUUUAAUGGAUUACGGAUGUGAUAAUCAUGCAUCUGGUGUUGCUGCAGCAACAUUGAGUUUAUUACUUCGAGCACUUGUUGAAAAUUAUGAUGGAUUUAUAGCACCAAUUGAGACACCAGAAUUCUAAAUUAAAUACUAAAAUUCUUCUGACAUCUGUGAGCUUGUUUGAUGAGUCAAUCAAAUCAUCAAAUCAUCACAAUGACUUUCAAAGAAUUUAUACAUAAUAUUGCAAUUAAUCGACUUAUCCAAUUUAUAUUCAUUUAAUUAU